Molecule: messenger RNA, 324 nt
Organism: Phytophthora nicotianae INRA-310
Lineage: Eukaryota; Oomycota; Peronosporomycetes; Peronosporales; Peronosporaceae
Exons: 2
Coding region: 1-324 (107 amino acids)
Source: RefSeq, a predicted model, not a curated record
AUGGCGCGUACGCACAAGACGGCCCACAUCAAGGCUGCGAUGGCGGAGAAAGAGCGUCUAGCCAAGGAAUCACGACGGGACGACAUCGCUCGCGUGCAGGAUGCGCACGAUGGAAAAGAGAAAAGUCCACCGAAAAUACUUCGGAGGAGCGACCUGGUGACGCGGAAGCGCAGGAGGACGAAGACGAGAAUGUCGCGGAAUCAACCGGUGUGGAGGCCAAGAAAUGGCUCGGAUAGUGCGGAUGUGUCGGAGGAAGAUGUCGCACAGACUCCAGUGGCUGAAGAGCCGUCGGGGCGGCAGCGUCAAGGGAAAGGGCCGUUUUAG